AUGGACAUCUUCAAGCAGUACAUGAAAUACGUAUUUAUAUGGGUAAAAAUUUUAGACCAUCAUGACAGUCGCUGGAACGACAUGUUGACUCCUGUGUCCCAGAUCGACGUAUUAAGACCCGGUCAGUGGGGAGAACAGCGAAUAACUUUGGCUUCGUCAUUAGAAAAGCUAAUUAUCAUGACAACUGCCAUAGAAGUGUUAGCGAGGAUUGACAUCACCCGAGAGCGAGCACCCAGUCAGCCAGGCAGCCGCCAGCAGCACCAGGGGCCCCGGGAGCCCCCGGCACACAGCACCCACCAAGAACCCAUGCACCCGGCAGCCACGCGGGACUGCGGACCCGGCAAAGAGCACCAGCACCCCCCCAGCCCCCUGCAGCCAGCCCAGGCACCAGCCCCCGGCACCCACCAAGCACCAGGCCCCGGCACCACCAGCACCCGGCACCCACCAUGCCGCCCGGACCCAGCCCCCAUGCCCAGGCUACCCAGCCCCGGCACCCCACCACCCGGCCACCCAUGCCCCCUGACACCCAGGCCCCCGGCACCCACCCAGCACCCCGCACUCCACCCCCCACCCCAGGCACCCACCCCCGGCACCCAGCCCCCGGCACGACCCAGCACCAUCCCCCCCGGCACCCAGCACCAGACCCAGCACCCAGCACCCACACCCGUGCACCCAGCCCCCUGCACACACCCAGGCCCCGGCACCCACCCAUCACCCAUCCCCCGCAACCAGCCCCCAGCACCAAUCUCCCGGCAUCCCACCCAGCCCCCACACCCACCCCCGGCAUCCCCAGCACCGGCACCUACCAGCACCACCCUCCCUAGCACCCAAGCCCCCCAGCCCCCAGCACCCACCCCCCUUCACCACCCCGGCACCCAGCCCCCGGCACCUGACCCAGCACCCCAGCCCCCGGCACCAGCAUCCAAAUCUCCCAUCGGCAGCAAGAGAGCGCCAACCCCCACAACCCCCACAAGAACCAACAUCCCGCCCUUUGCCAACGGGUCAGUCGCCCUUAAUACCCUCCUGUCGCCUCCCCCGGUGUGA
Messenger RNA from Penaeus monodon (black tiger shrimp), 1044 nucleotides. RefSeq names its product vegetative cell wall protein gp1-like. The transcript is spliced from 6 exons. NCBI's taxonomy places the organism in Eukaryota, Metazoa, Arthropoda, Malacostraca, Decapoda, Penaeidae. Bases 1 to 1044 code for a protein of 347 amino acids. The record is from RefSeq and is a predicted model, not a curated record.